UUUUUUUUUUUUUUAAGUAGGCACCACACCCAGCCUGGACCCUAAUGCGGGACUUGCACUCACAACCCUGAGAUCAAGACGUGAGCUGAGAUCAAGAGUCAGAUGCUUAACUGACUGAGCCACCCAGGAGAGCUGCUGUUUUGCUUCCACAUCCCACUUUACUCCGGCUAAUCUGCUAAUGCAGUGAAUUGGAGGACAACUGUUAACAGGAUAACCUGUAAUGGGCAAGGAGCCACAGAGAAGAAAACAUUUGUUUUAAUUUUUAAACUUGGUUUAAAGACCAGCAUGUUUUGGAAAUUUGAUCUUCAUUCAUCAUCCCACAUAGACACACUUCUAGAAAGAGAAGAUGUAACACUGAAGGAGUUAAUGGAUGAGGAAGAUGUUUUACAGGAAUGUAAAGCUCAGAACCGCAAACUUAUAGAGUUUCUGUUAAAAGCAGAAUGUCUCGAAGAUUUAGUCUCAUUCAUUAUAGAAGAACCACCUCAAGACAUGGAUGAGAAGAUCAGAUACAAGUACCCAAAUAUAUCUUGUGAGUUGCUCACUUCUGAUGUCUCCCAGAUGAACGAUAGGCUGGGGGAAGACGAGUCCUUGCUCAUGAGGUUAUAUAGCUUCCUCCUAAACGACUCCCCCUUGAACCCACUACUUGCCAGUUUCUUCAGCAAGGUGCUCAGUAUUCUUAUCAGCAGAAAACCAGAACAGAUUGUGGAUUUCUUAAAGAAGAAACGUGAUUUUGUAGACCUUAUAAUAAAGCACAUAGGAACUUCGGCCAUCAUGGAUUUGUUGCUCAGGCUCCUGACAUGCAUUGAGCCUCCGCAGCCCAGGCAAGAUGUGCUGAACUGGUUAAAUGAGGAGCAAAUUAUCCAGAGACUUGUGGAAAUAGUUCAUCCAUCGCAAGAAGAAGAUCGGCAUUCAAAUGCUUCACAGUCACUUUGUGAAAUUGUUCGCUUGAGCAGAGACCAGAUGUUACAAAUUCAGAACAGUACAGAACCAGAUCCCCUGCUUGCCACUCUAGAAAAGCAAGAAAUUAUAGAGCAGCUUCUAUCAAAUAUUUUCCACAAGGAGAAAAAUGAAUCAGCCAUAGUCAGUGCAAUCCAGAUACUGCUGACUUUACUUGAGACACGGAGGCCCACAUUUGAAGGCCAUAUAGAGAUCUGCCCACCAGGCAUGAGUCAUUCGGCUUGUUCAGUCAACAAGAGUGUUCUAGAAGCUAUCCGAGGAAGACUUGGAUCUUUUCAUGAACUCCUGCUUGAGCCACCCAAGAAAAGUGUGAUGAAGACUACAUGGGGUGUGCUGGACCCUCCGGUGGGCAAUACCCGAUUAAAUGUGAUCAGGUUGAUAUCCAGCCUCCUUCAGACAAACACCAGCAGUAUCAAUGAGGACCUCAUGGAGCUGAAUAGCAUUGGGGUCAUAUUGGACAUGUUCUUCAAAUAUACGUGGAAUAACUUUUUACAUACACAAGUGGAAAUUUGUAUUGCACUGAUCCUUGCAAGUCCUUUUGAAAAUACAGAAAAUAGCACAAUUACUGAUCAAGACUCCACUGGUGACAAUUUGUUACUGAAACACCUUUUUCAAAAAUGUCAGCUAAUAGAACGGAUACUGGAUGCCUGGGAAAUGAAUGAGAAGAAACAGGCCGAGGGAGGCAGGCGGCACGGCUACAUGGGACACCUGACAAGGAUAGCUAACUGUAUCGUGCACAGCACUGAUAAGGGCCCCAACAGUGCAUUAGUACAGCAGCUUAUCAAAGGUAAGUGCUUUAUGAAAGUUUGUUAUAUCCUAGUGGGGGUUGGGAAAUACAGUGUUACAACCUGCCAUAUUCAUUCAUCCAGUGAUGAUGAAAUUGACUUUAAAGAAACGGGUUUCUCACAGGAUUCUUCUUUGCAGCAAUUUGGCUUCAACGAUGAGAAGUUUGCAGAUCAAGAUGACAUUGGCAAUGUUUCUUUCGAUCGGGUAUCAGACAUCAACUUUACUCUGAAUACAAAUGAAAGUGGAAAUAUUGCUUUGUUUGAAGCAUGUUGUAAGGAGAGAAUACAGCAGUUUGAUGAUGGUGGCUCUGAUGAGGAAGACAUCUGGGAAGAAAAGCACAUUGCCUUUACACCAGAAUCCCAAAGACGGUCCAGCUCGGGGAGUACAGACAGUGAAGAAAGUACAGACUCUGAAGAGGAAGACGGAGCGAAACAAGACUUGUUUGAACCCAGUAAUGCCAGUACAGAGGACAAAAUGGAGGUAGACUUGAAUGAACCACCCAACUGGUCAGCCAACUUUGAUGUCCCCAUGGAGACGACCCAUGGUGCUCCCUUAGAUUCUGUGGGGUCUGAUGUCUGGAGUACAGAGGAGCCAAUGCCGACCAAGGAGACGGGCUGGGCCUCUUUCUCAGAGUUCACGUCUUCCCUGAGUACGAAAGAUUCUUUAAGGAGUAAUUCUCCAGUGGAAAUGGAAACCAGCACUGAGCCGAUGGGCCCUCUGACUCCCAGUGUUGCCACACUGGCCUCGCAGCCGGAAGCACCAGCCAGUGUGGCCAUGGAAGCCAGCUCUGACGGAGAGGAGGACGCAGAUAGUGCAGACAAGGUAACUGAGACAGUGAUGAAUGGCGGCAUGAAGGAAACGCUCAGCCUCACUGUAGACGCCAAGACAGAAACCGCAGUCUUCAAAAGUGAGGAAGGAAAACUGUCUACCUCUCAAGAUGCUGCUUGUAAAGAUGUGGAGGAGAGCCCUGAGACAGCAGAGGCGAAGUCUGCGGGCCCCCGGCCCCCCAGCAGUAGCCCAGAGCAGAGGACUGACCAGCCAAGCAUGCCAGGCGAUACGUCUGUCAACGGCCCUGUAUGAUGAGUGACCCCUGCUGCUGCUGACUGAGGACUGCAGGCCGCCACCGCUCGGGGCCUCUGGAGACUUCACCUGGAGCCCGCCAAGCUGUCACUGCUGCACUCACUCUGCAAGGGAUCAGGACCAGCAACCUUUAUAUUCUAGAUUCUAAGACAUUGUACAGAGAAAUCCAGAAGUGUAAAAAUAUUGCACAUUGACAAAUACCAAGAAUUUUUGCGUAUGUUUAUAUUGUAUUGUUCUAAAUAAUGGGUAGCCUGUGAAAUAAGAUCGUGCCGCCCAUGUAAUAAUAGUAGUAAUACUCUAGUUAAAAUGGCUGUAAGAAUAGUUUUAUAAAAGUGAGGACACAGAGCUAUUGUAUUUGAAGCAUAACUAUUUGACAAUUAUUAGUGUGACCAAAGUCUUAGGCAGUUUUCAUACAUUUUUCACCUUGUACAAAAUUCUGAAUUCAUUUCUCCUCCAGGCUGGUAAGGAGUUGUAGGGUUGAAAUGCCCUCUAAGUGUUAUUUUGGUUGUUCUAACUUACAAACGUGAUUUUGAAUAAGAAAUAUUUGGUGUUCUUUUUAUAACCAGUUUUUGAUUGGUAACUGUUUUCUGUAUUGUUUUAAACGGAUCAAAAAAUGUUAAGUCUAUUGGUAGAGAUAAAGUAUUUAUUGCUACAACUUAGUUGAUAAAUUGAUGUUGUUGUAAAGCCAUAUGUUCUGUUAAAGUCUUGUUUGCUUGAAAUGGUUACUCCUACAGGUGAAACACUAGACUAUUUGGAGUGUACAUGGCUUGUGGUUUGAGUUACUUUGUUUUUUGUUUUUGUUUUUGUUUUCGUUUUUUGUUUUGUUUUGGUAGUUCCUCUGCCUUUUAACCCAUUCGCCAAAAUUGACCUUGUUAACAAGCAUCACCAAUGAACAUUUCUGAGCAGUUUGCGUAUUUAACAGACCUAAACCGUAUCAGGCAGGCCAGUCGAAGAACGCUCGUGCUGCGCAUGGAUCAGAGCGUGUUCAUUUCACAGGCUCGUUACCAGCCGGAAGUCGGAACCUGGCGCCUGAGCAUGGGAAUGGUCCUCUGCACCUGGUAAGGUUUCCACGCGUAAAUUCUAAACCAGUGUGGUUUUUUUAGAACUGGUUUGUGUAUAUAUAUAGUGAUUAUGGAUACUAAUUCAAUGUAAUUUAUAAUUUUCUAUGUCAAUAUAAAAAUUCAUCACGGCCUUCUCAAACAGCUGAAGCAAUAUACCGUAUAUUGCCAUAUCGUCUGGGGAAAGGGUUCAAUUUCUUCACCUCUUGCACUUCUAGAUGCAGAUCAGGUUUUCAUUUCUGUAAUAGAAAACUAUUCACGUAUUUUUACAUCAUUUGUUUGUCCUGACCAGUAUUUAAAACCAAAAGGUUAUUCUGAAUAAUGGCCAACGAUUUUUUUAGAACUAGCAUCCCAAGCAGCGUGCCUAAACAUUACAUUGCAUAUGGAAAUAAAAAAAAAAAUCAAACGUUUAAUGCCUUAUUUCUUAUUUACUUUUCCAUUGUAAAUGGUGUAGAAAUUCUGUGUGAGGCGUCCCGAGGCAGAUGUAGCCCUCAAGGACAGCGGGGUCAGCGGUGCACCCUGGGACAGAUGGUGGGGUGUCUCCCUCGGCCCUGGCGAGCCCCCUCAGGAACCCUUUCUGUCGUGAGCUCCUCUCAGAAGACAUUCUCCUCACGCGUUCCCUGGAACCUAGCGCCGCCAGAGGACAGGGCUCCUUUCGCUUGUCUCAAGGAUGCUGACUCCGUGACCCAGGACCUUGGGGACCAUGGACGGCUGGUACGCUCUCGUCUCGCCUGGUGGAGCCUUGCCGGCCACCGCAGGGGCUUGGCUGCAGGGAUGGCUCUCGCCGCCUCUGCGCCGUUUGCAUUCGGUUGGCUUCUCCAUCCCACCCAAGGUAACGGCAUCUGUGUCAUCCCACCUACUGCUGAUGCCCGAGCACUUGAGGUUGCCCUUUGUAGUAGUGUUUUGGUUAGCUCACGUUACGUGGCAGGGAAAGGACACGAGGUUGGAAAGAAGAAAGUCUUGCGGGUGCCAGCCCCAGGGCCAGGAGCAAGUACACUCUCAUUUAGUCUCUAGUUUCUGUGUAUUGGCCAUACUGAAUUGCAGGACUAACAGAUGUCUACAAUACAGUACCUGUAUUAAAAAUAAGUACAACAAAAAUAAAGCCUGAUUCUUUGUUUCCAGAAA
Messenger RNA from Ailuropoda melanoleuca (giant panda), 5006 nucleotides. It is a transcript of the gene PPP6R3, whose product is annotated as protein phosphatase 6 regulatory subunit 3. Gene Ontology annotation, cellular component: nucleus; cytosol. The record is from RefSeq and is a predicted model, not a curated record. Gene Ontology annotation, molecular function: protein phosphatase regulator activity; protein phosphatase binding. Lineage: Eukaryota; Metazoa; Chordata; Mammalia; Carnivora; Ursidae.